Molecule: messenger RNA, 1208 nt
Organism: Raphanus sativus (radish)
Lineage: Eukaryota; Viridiplantae; Streptophyta; Magnoliopsida; Brassicales; Brassicaceae
Product: protein RESTRICTED TEV MOVEMENT 2-like
Exons: 2
Coding region: 52-1110 (352 amino acids)
Source: RefSeq, a predicted model, not a curated record
UUCAUUAACCAAUUCAGAAAGAGAUCACCGGAGAGAAAAUAAAUUUAAUCAAUGGCAGCAAGACAGCAACCAAAAGGAACAGGAUUAGGGGUUCAGUAUGUGGAUCUUGUCCCCAAAUCCGAAUGGAAAGAACAACCUGAGGCCAAUAUACUCACUAUUGAUCUUCCAGGUUUUGCAAAGGAGCAAGUGAAGGUAACCUUUGUGCACACCUCGAAGAUGUUAAGAGUCAUGGGAGAACGUCCCCUGGCUGAUCGGAGAUGGAGCCGUUUCAACGAAGUGUUUACAGUUCCACAGAAUUGUCUAGUGGAUAAGAUCCAUGGGAGCUUUAAUAACAACACUCUCACCAUCACCAUGCCUAAGGAGACGAUUACAAAGAUGCCUAAUGUACCAGAAACUUCUAAAACUGUGGCUGAGAGGGUGGAGAAGCUAGAGGAGAAGAGGCUGUUGGAAGAAGCUAGAAAGAAGGAAGCAGAGGCUGAGAAGAUCAAGAAGCUUCUUGAAGAGAAAGAGGGGAUAAUUAGAAAGCUGCAAGAAGAAGCUAAAGCAAAAGAGAUGGCUGAGGCGAAGAAGCUGCAAGAGGAAGCUAAAGCAAAAGAGAUGGCUGAGGCAAAGAAGAUGCAAGAAGAAGCUAAAGAAAAAGAGAUGGCUGAAGCGAGAAAGCUUCAAGAAGAAACUAUAGCAAAAGAGAAAGCUGAGGCAAAAAAGCUUGAAGAAGAGGCUAAAGCAAAAGAGAAGCUUGCGGAAGAAGCUGCACUAGAGAAGAGCAUCCAGGAGAAGAAGUCUGUGGACUCUACCAAAUCCGUGUCUGAAAGAGUAAGCGAGGUUAUGAAAUCAGCGGAAGAGAAACUAGGUUACUUGGGGGAGAAGGAAAAGAAAAUAAGGAAAGGAAUAUUGGAGAAAGUAAGGGGAAAAGAUUUAACAAGUGAAGAGAAGAAGUCAAUGGUAAAUAUAGGAGUGGCUACUCUGGUUCUGUUUGCACUUGGAGCUUACGUUUCUUACACCUUUUGCUCAUCUUCUUCUUCUUCAUCUUCAUCAUCAUCAUCAUCAUCAUCAUCAUCAUCAACUUCUACGUCUCCUUCUUCUUCAUCACCUUCUACAAAACCAGAAUGAUAUGUUCUGAAGAUGUGAGAAGGAGAACAUUUAUAUAUACUCUGUAAAUGUGAUAUACUGUAUUGUGUAAUGUAAUAAAAGUUUUAUUGAUCGUGAAA